UGUCCUUUGGCAUUCCAGGAUAUGGCCGUAUACUUCACCCAAGAGGAAUGGGACCUUCUAAAUGAGGAGCAAAGAAUAUUGUAUUACACCGUCAUGGAAGAAAAUUCUGAGACCAUAACCUCUUUAGAGCUUUUGAUUUCCAAACCAGAUCCAAGUCUCCAACCUGACUGGGAUGAAGAGGCACAGAGGACUGAUUUCCAGAACUUCAAAGGGAAAGACUCUAUUGUUCAAGGAGUUAUGAAUUGGGAGGACAUAACUGUGGUCGAAUUGCCACCCCAAUAUCCAUAUGACUGCUUCCAUAAUGGCGAAUCUGACACGAUCUUCCAGAUCAGAAGAGAUGGGAUGAUACAGGAGUCUGAGGAAAAGAAUAAUCUGAGAUAUUCUUCUCCAGAAAGCCUGACUACCAGGAAAAAAAUGCAUCAAGAAGAGUUUGGAGCAGAGCAAUUUCAGGAGCCAACGCAGUGGGAUGUGCUCUUUGAUCCUGAAAUUUCUGAACCAAUGGAGGUCAAAUCUAGAAGACAGCAAGGGUUAUUCCUGGAGCUGAUACAAGCUUCUAAGGCGGACGAGAAAAUGCCCAGCAGUAGCUCCCAAGUAGGUUCUACUGUAUCAAAAAGAAACUACCCCUGUUCUGAAUGUGGGAGAAGUUUUGAUCGCCGUUCCAACUUAAUUAAACAUCAGAGGAUCCACACGGGAAAAAAGCCAUAUCCGUGUAUUGAAUGUGGAAAAUGCUUUGACCAGCAGUCCAAUCUAAACGUCCAUCUUAGAGUUCAUACUGGAGAAAAACCACAUGGCUGCCCUGAUUGUGGCAAAAGGUUUAGUAUCAAGUCACAUUUACACGGACACUAUAGGAUACACACAGGGGAGAAGCCAUUUGAAUGUGAAGACUGUGGGAAGAGCUUCCGUGUGAAAUCUUCCCUAAAUAAGCACCAGCAAACCCAUACAGGAGCUGCCAAGCUCUCCAAACCAUCUGAGAUCAAAUCAGAGGGGCCCCGGGCAAUAUUGCCAGAAGUGACAUGUGUUUAUGCAGCUCCCAAAACAGAAAAAAUAAUUAAAAUUAUGAGUAGGAAGCCCCCUAUAGAAAUUGCAGUGUCGAAUAAGAAUUUUUCCUGUUUCGAGUGUGGGAAAUGGUUUGAUCGAUCGUCACAUCUCAUCACACACCAAAGGAUCCACACUGGGGAAAAGCCAUAUCUGUGUAUUCAGUGUGUGAAACGUUUUCAUCAGCAGUCUAACCUUAAUGUCCAUUUGCGUCUCCACACUGGGGAGAAACCUUAUGGCUGUCCUGAAUGCGGCAAAAGAUUCAACAUCAAAUCCCAUCUACAUGGACAUUACAGGAUCCACACAGGUGAGAAGCCAUUUGAGUGUGAAGACUGCGGGAAGAGCUUCCGGGUGAAAUCUUGUCUAAAUAAACAUCAACACAUCCAUAAAGGAGAAAAACAUUAUAAGUUUCUCUCCUGAUAAAAAGACCUGCAGCUCUAUCUUAAUUAAAUAUCAGGUCAUUCUGGAGAGGAAGAUUACAAUGCUUUAAAGUUGGGGAAAAGCAACUUUUGCAACAAACGAGACUUUGCCAAAGAUGAAAAGAAUUCACACAGAAGGAAAUUCUUCUGCUUUCCUUCCGCAAGAAAUAACCAUCUGAAAAUCUACAGAGAAGGAAGUCCUUGUGGGUGCUUAAAUCUGGGGGGGGAAUGUUCAGGAAGAUAGUUCUAGCAGUGAUCAGAAAGGGCUGGAUUUAAACACACAACUGAUCAUAGCAGCACAAAAACAGGCAAUUAGUAUAUGAUCCAUAAAAACAGGGGUCUACUAUCUAGACAAAUGCAGAGGUGCCUCAGAGACAGGCGAACACAUAAUCUCUAGAUACAACGCAUUGAUGCAGGCAGAAACAGCACACUCUGAGCAGCCCAACAAGAUAACUAGCAUUGUGUACAGGAAUAUAUGCACAGUGUAUGUGCCACAUCACAUCCAGAUGGGAGAAUCAGCAGAAGGUCAUGGAAAAUGAUAGGACUAAGAUUCUGUGGGACUUCCAGAUUGAGACAGAUAGGCAGGUACUAGCCAAUCAACCAGACCUCAUGGUAAUAGAUAAGGAUAGAAGACAGCAAUGUGAUAGAUGUAUUGCUAACCAAAUGACAUCAACGUGUGAAAGGAGGAGUAUAAGAAAUUGGAGAAGUUCCAGGGCCUGAAGAAGGAAGUAGAGGAGAGGUAGAAAGUCGAAGUGGUCCCAGUGGUGGGAGGACUACCUGUGGCUGUGACUCCUAAAUUAGAAUAAUAGUUCCAACAGGCCUCAAGAAUAACACCAGAGCUUUCUAUUCAAAAGAGUGCAAAGUUAGGAAGCUAAGAUCCUACCAGAACCUUCAAACUCCCAGGCCUCUGAAGAGAGGUCCAGAGACUGAAAAGGACACAUCACCAUUGGGGUGAGAAGGGACUCCUUUAAAUGUACAAUAUAAUUCAUAUGGUACAAGCUGUAACCAUUCAAAAUGCAACAAUUGAAAGAUGUUUCCGUGGUUUUUUUUGUUUUUUUGAAGGAGGCUAUUGUUUAGUGAAUUCCCUAAGGAACAAAGGCAAAUGCUUCUAUGGAGUCAGAUGGAACUUAAAUGCCUUAAACUUAGAACACAUUGAGAGCCAGUUUGAUAUAGUGGCUAAGGUGCUGGUCUAGAAACCAGUAGACUUGAGUUCUACUCCCUUCUUUCUCAACCCAACCAAGCUCACAAGAUUAUUAGGGAGAAAAUAGGCAGAGGAAGGCGUGUUGGCAUAGCACAAGGUUCAGUGGUUCAUUUCACCUGUGCAAUUUAGCCAACCACCACACAGAAGUGGGUGGCAAUACAUUAAGUACUUUAUUGCUGCCCAGAAGAGCUCACACUUGGAUUAGAGUCACAAAGCAAGCACCCUCUGCAUUCCCCUCACAACAGAUAUUUAUAUACGCUACAGAUUGCGUUGUUUUGGAUGGUUGAAUCCAUUUGCCUUAUGAUACCUCUUAUUUAUUUAUUUUUGAUGGGUUCUUCCCUUUGUCUGAACAGAUAUUCUUAAUGGCCUUAUGAGGGUGCCUGGUGACUGCCCAUUUUUCCCUUAGAAAGUUCGCACAGCUUCUAGUGUGG
Molecule: messenger RNA, 3086 nt
Organism: Pseudonaja textilis
Lineage: Eukaryota; Metazoa; Chordata; Lepidosauria; Squamata; Elapidae
Source: RefSeq, a predicted model, not a curated record